Messenger RNA from Poecilia latipinna (sailfin molly), 1360 nucleotides. Its product is annotated as amphiphysin-like. Gene Ontology annotation, biological process: synaptic vesicle endocytosis. Bases 78 to 872 code for a protein of 264 amino acids. Lineage: Eukaryota; Metazoa; Chordata; Actinopteri; Cyprinodontiformes; Poeciliidae. Gene Ontology annotation, molecular function: protein binding; phospholipid binding. Gene Ontology annotation, cellular component: plasma membrane; synaptic vesicle; cytoplasm. The transcript has 8 exons. The record is from RefSeq and is a predicted model, not a curated record.
CAGUGUCAUGAUAAUCUUUCUUUAAUCUGACUCAAUCUACUUCCUGUUAGUCUGAAGGUGCUCGGCUGCAGAGGGAGAUGAAGUCCUACAUGUCUGCCAUCAAAGGGAUGCAGCAGGCGUCCAUCAACCUGACGCAGUCUCUGCAUGAAGUCUACGAACCGGACUGGCACGGCAAAGAUGACAUUGUGACCAUUGGGAAGGAUUGUGACGCCCUGUGGGAAGAUUUCCACAACAAACUGGUGGACUCAACUCUGCUAAACCUGGACGGAUACCUGCAGCAGUUCCCCGACCUGAAGAUGCGUGUUGCCAAAAGAAGUCGGAAACUCAUCGAUUACGACAGCGCUCGGCAUCAGCUGGAGUCUUUGCAGGUGGCUGGGAUGAAGAACGACAGGAAGGUUAUGAAGGCAGAAGAUGAGCUUAAAAAGGCUCAGAAAGUUUUCGAUGAGCUGAACGUCGGCCUUCAGGAUGAGCUGCCGACUCUCUGGGAUCGCCGAGUUGGUUUCUACAUCAGCACCUUCAAGUGUGUCACCAGUCUGGAGGCCAAGUUUCACCGAGAAAUCUCACUGGUGUGCAGGGAGCUGUAUGAAGUCAUGACCAAGCUAGGAGAGCAACACUCUGAUAAGAUCUUCACCAUCCAAGGAGCUCCAAGUGAUUCUGGACCGCUGCGCCUCGCCAGAACCCCAUCACCACCGGAAGACGAGACUCCCCCAGAGAGCCCAGAUGCCAGCUCCAAUCACAUGCUCCGCCCAGUUUCACCUGGUCCGCCCCGGCCGAAAUCCCCAAUUCAGGUAAUAGGAGUCCAGGUGAGUGCAGCCGGAUUCAGUCAGACACAAAGAAAAGUCCGUAGUGAAAGUAGCACUAAGAUAAAGUGAAGCGACAAGCAUGGAAUAACAUUUAAGAGGAUGUCCAGCCUCUUCUGUUACUUUCAAACAAAAAUAAUAUUCAAAAUACGGCAAAAAAUGGAAAAAAAUAUUGGGACAACCUGAUCUUUGGAAUCACUUUUGGGAUGUGAAUCCAUGGUGGUUACCAUGGUGAUAUGGGGGAUAACCAUGGUGAUACCUGCAGCAGUGUGACUGGAGGCCUCCAGGUCUUUAUGGAGCGUCUGGGAUAAACGCCAAACUCAAACACAAGCCAGUUCAGAAAGGCCCGCUGAGGCCAAAGGGCAAACCUCUGAUCUCAUUGACUAACUCGUACACCACACCCCAAUGUGUAGAUUGGAAAAGAAACCUGGGGCUGAGUGCCCAAACUGCAAAGGGAUUUGAUCCAGUGAGCCCAGUUGUUUGAACUGGUUUUCAAUCUAUGAAGAUCAGGGGUGAAAGUAGUCGGGUACGGUCAGGUACUGCGUACCCCUGCAGUACCU